AUGCCGCUGUAUCCAAGGUCGUCGGUCAAGAAGAUCAUCAAGGCUCAUGCGGGGCCGAAGUACAGUAUCUCUAAGAACGCCGACGUGAUGAUCUUCUUGGAUUAUAUGUUGUUCCAGCAAGCAUUGAUGAAAGAGGCUUCGCUUAUUGCUCGUGAGGAGGGUGAGAAGACGGUGAGGGGGAGGCAUGUGCAGAUAGCCAUGGAGAAAACCUUGAAGCGAUUUAAAGGAUGA
Saitoella complicata NRRL Y-17804 is the source of this 231-nucleotide messenger RNA. RefSeq lists its product as uncharacterized. Gene Ontology annotation, biological process: kinetochore assembly; mitotic cell cycle; chromosome segregation. Gene Ontology annotation, cellular component: kinetochore; nucleoplasm. The record is from RefSeq and is a predicted model, not a curated record. Gene Ontology annotation, molecular function: protein heterodimerization activity. Lineage: Eukaryota; Fungi; Ascomycota; Saitoellomycetes; Saitoellales; Saitoellaceae. The transcript is spliced from 3 exons. The coding region runs from base 1 to 231 and encodes 76 amino acids.